Messenger RNA from Selaginella moellendorffii, 805 nucleotides. RefSeq names its product TIMELESS-interacting protein. Bases 3 to 698 code for a protein of 231 amino acids. Gene Ontology annotation, molecular function: nucleic acid binding; zinc ion binding. Gene Ontology annotation, biological process: DNA damage response; replication fork processing; DNA replication checkpoint signaling. The record is from RefSeq and is a predicted model, not a curated record. Gene Ontology annotation, cellular component: nucleus. NCBI's taxonomy places the organism in Eukaryota, Viridiplantae, Streptophyta, Lycopodiopsida, Selaginellales, Selaginellaceae. The transcript has 5 exons.
CAAUGAUCGGUGCGCCAACGGGAUGCUACAAGUGUGGGCGAACCGGCCACUGGUCUCGCGAUUGCACGUUCGAUCCAAAGCCUGGCCUGCCGCCGCCACCGCCCCCGCCGAUUUCUAGCGUGCCGCCCCCCAAAUCUGGGCGGCGGAGGAAGCGAAAGCUCACACCCGAGCUUCUUUUCUCCAACGAAGGUCUUGGCUAUGUCUUGGAGCACAUUCCGCACAGGUUUCCCAUCAAGGGGCGAGGGCACGAGGGCCGGGAUUUGCAUAAUCUUCUGCGAGCCUAUCGGCACUGGCACAGCAAUUUCUUUCCCAGUCUCUCUUUCAAACGCUUCGCGCGUGAAGUGGCCAAGGUUGGAAGACUCAGGCGUGUCAAGAAACGUCUCAAAGAAUGCCGGACGAAAUUUUUCAAGGGAGUUGAUGAUCCCAAGGAUUGUCUCAAAGAGGAUCUCCCUGAGCCGGACAUUCCAAGCCAAGAAGCUCCAGUCCAGGAUAACCAGAACUACACCCCCAUCCCAAUCUCCAAUCCUGUGAGCAAGGAUGAUCCAGACUACGGUCAGAAGAUGGCCCGAAUGGAAGCCAAUCGAUUGAAAGCUUUGGAGCGCGCUCGAGCUAGAAUUGCUGCUGCUGCUGCUGCCGCUGCCGCUGCCACCAAAACAACACAAACGAACGAGCAGGCUGACAAUGGAAUUGCGAGUUGAAGCAAGAGUAGUGUAUAGGAAGUACGAAAAGAGGAAUGUUCCUAGCAGCUUUUGCAGAACAGAAGCUUACAGUUUCAUGCGAAGUAGUCGACGAUGAUGCGAUCGAA